AUGCCUCUUCCAUUUAUAUUUUCCUUACCGUUUUUCAUAUCCAUAAUUCAGAGGGCAAAGUUUGUUGGCAAGAGGACAUCUUGUUCUGUUGCAACAGAGCCGCCUCCUGCUGCCACUGAAGAACCAAACAUGGAUGCCCCCAAGGAGAUAUUCUUGAAAGAUUACAAGGCACCUGAUUAUUAUUUUGACACGGUGGAUUUGCAAUUUCAACUUGGUGAAGAAAAGACCAUAGUUACAUCUAAAAUAGCUGUGUCUCCUGGAGUUGAAGCUGGCAUCUCAGCUCCACUAGUUCUUCAUGGGCGUGACCUCAAGCUGUUAUCAAUCAAAGUCGAUGGCACUGAAUUAAAGGGUGAAGAGUAUAAAGUCAAUUCUCGCCAUCUGACACUUUCAACACCACCUACUGGCAUAUUCAACUUGGAAAUUGUUACAGAAAUAUAUCCUCAGCUAAACACAUCAUUGGAGGGGUUGUACAAGUCUACUGGUAACUUCUGCACUCAGUGUGAAGCAGAAGGGUUUCGGAAGAUUACCUUCUUUCAGGAUCGCCCGGAUGUUAUGGCAAAAUAUACUUGCCGUAUUGAAGCUGAUAAAACUUUGUAUCCGGUAUUAUUGUCCAAUGGGAAUAUUAUUGAGCAGGGAGACCUUGAGGGUGGAAAGCAUUAUGCACUGUGGGAGGAUCCCUUCAAGAAACCAAGCUACCUGUUUGCUCUAGUUGCUGGUCAGCUGGGAUGCCGAGAGGAUUCAUUUGUUACAUGCUCCGGCCGCAACGUAACACUAAGAAUUUGGACUCCUGCCCAAGAUUUACCAAAAACAGCACAUGCUAUGUAUUCUCUUAAAGCAGCAAUGAAGUGGGAUGAGGAGGUCUUUGGUCUGGAGUAUGAUCUUGAUUUAUUCAACAUUGUUGUUGUUCCUGAUUUCAAUAUGGGAGCAAUGGAAAACAAAAGCUUGAAUAUAUUUCAAUCUAGACUUGUGUUGGCAUCACCAGAGACUGCCACUGAUGGUGAUUAUGCUGCAAUUUUGGGUGUUGUUGGUCAUGAGUAUUUCCACAACUGGACUGGGAAUAGAGUAACUUGCCGUGAUUGGUUCCAGCUAACCCUGAAAGAAGGACUGACUGUUUUCAGGGAUCAGGAGUUCUCUUCGGAUCUUGGCUGUCGUACGGUAAAACGUAUUGCUGAUGUCUCCAAACUCAGAAUCUAUCAAUUCCCACAGGACGCUGGGCCUAUGGCACAUCCUAUCCGCCCCCAUUCCUAUAUCAAGAUGGACAACUUCUACACUGGUGAGUUUUGUUCUCUAAAAUUGGCUGCAUACACUCUGACAUUCUUUUUUGUUGCUUUCUUUGUUCCUUCAUUCAUCCAACCAUUAUGGGAUUCAUCUCAGGUUUACGAGAAGGGUGCUGAAGUUGUCAGAAUGUACAAGACCAUGUUUGGAGCAUCAGGGUUCCGGAAGGGCAUGGAUCUUUAUUUCCAAAGGCAUGAUGGGCAAGCUGUCACUUGUGAAGACUUCUAUGCAGCCAUGUGUGAUGCAAAUAAUGCACAACUGCCAAACUUUUUACAAUGGUACUCUCAAGCAGGUACGCCUAUAGUCAAGGUGGCAUCUUCAUAUGAUCCUAGUUCUCAGACAUUCUCUUUGAAAUUUAGUCAAGAGGUACCACCCACUCCUGGCCAACCGAUUAAGGAGCCUAUGUUCAUACCUGUUGCUGUUGGACUUGUUGACUCUACUGGAAAAGAUAUGUCCCUCACUUCCGUUUACAGUGAUGGAACUGUCCAAACACUCUCUGCUGAUGGCCAGCCAGUCUUCAAUACUGUGCUUCAGUUUAAAAAGAAGGAAGAAGAGUUUAUAUUUAAAAACAUUCCCGAGAGGCCAGUUCCUUCUUUGUUGAGGGGAUAUAGUGCUCCUGUCCGUCUAGAUUCUGAUCUGAGUGAGAGUGACCUAUUUUUCUUGCUUGCCAAUGACUCAGAUGAAUUUAACAGAUGGGAAGCUGGCCAAGUUUUGGCACGUAAGUUGAUGCUCAGUCUCGUAGUUGACUUCCAGCAACAGAAAACACUGGUCCUAAAUCCAAAAUUUGUUGAUGGGAUUAGAUCAAUUUUGCGCAACACAAGCUUGGAUAAGGAAUUCAUUGCGAAAGCAAUAACUUUGCCUGGUCAAGGGGAGAUUAUGGAUAUGAUGGAAGUUGCAGAUCCUGAUGCAGUUCAUGCUGUCCGUAACUUUAUUAAGAAGGAGCUUGCCUUGCAACUUAAAGAUGAUCUUCUUGCAGCUGUGAAAAGCAACAGGAGUUCUGAGGCUUACACAUUUGACCAUGAUACAUACCUUGCAUCACUGAAUGAGCCAGAUUUCACUGAGCUUGCACUGCAUGAGUACAAGUCUGCGACUAACAUGACAGAGCAGUUUGCUGCAUUAGCAGCAUUAUCCCAAAAUCCAGGCCAAGUUCGUGAUGAUGCCCUCUUGGACUUCUAUAACAAGUGGCAGGAUGACUACUUGGUUGUAAGCAAGUGGUUUGCUCUUCAAGCUACUUCAGAGAUUCCUGGAAAUAUUGCAAAUGUUCAGAAGCUGCUGUCUCACCCUGCUUUUGACAUGAGGAAUCCCAACAAGGUGUACUCGCUAAUCGGGGGAUUCUGUGGAUCACCUGUGAACUUCCAUGCGAAAGAUGGUUCUGGGUACAAGUUUUUGGGUGAAAUCGUUUUGCAGCUUGACAAGAUAAACCCUCAGGUGGCCUCCCGCAUGGUUUCAGCAUUUUCUCGGUGGAGGCGAUACGACGAGACCAGACAAGCUCUUGCCAAGGCCCAGCUGGAGAUGAUCGUGUCAGCCAAUGGACUCUCCGAAAACGUGUACGAGAUUGCUUCAAAAAGCUUGGUGGAUUAG
This is a messenger RNA of Miscanthus lutarioriparius, 2856 nucleotides long. The record is from the annotation of a GenBank genome assembly. Lineage: Eukaryota; Viridiplantae; Streptophyta; Magnoliopsida; Poales; Poaceae.